Molecule: messenger RNA, 502 nt
Organism: Daucus carota subsp. sativus
Lineage: Eukaryota; Viridiplantae; Streptophyta; Magnoliopsida; Apiales; Apiaceae
Exons: 3
Coding region: 123-284 (53 amino acids)
Source: RefSeq, a predicted model, not a curated record
GGACCCUCUGGGAAAUUGGGCCUCGUUGUAGAACAACAAGAUUGCCGUCUUGUCUAAAACCACUGGUUGAGAUAGAUAAAUUUAGAUCUAAGCAGCUGGGAGUGAGAGAUAUCAAAUCAUCAAUGGCGCCACCACCAGGACCUUAUUCGGGAACCAGCACUCUUGCUUUGGUUGCUCGUGUAUCUGCCUUUUCAUUUGGACUAGUUUAUGGAAGCAUCAAGCUCAAGUAUCUUCAGGCAAAGGCCAAGUCCCAUCAGAAAGCUGCAGCCAAGGCGCACCACUGAUACAUAUGGUCCUUCGUGGAGUCUGAUAGAGUUAUAAUUCAUGAUGAUAGAUAUAUAGUUAUGUCAUUUUGUAAAGGCAUAAUAGGCUGUGAUUCUGUUUGUAUCUGUUUGAUUUUUGUUUAAGAGGUGCUUAAAAUGAAAUGUGGAACAUCUAGGAAUAAUCUGGUAUAAUUUGUAUACAGAGCCAAGUACAAUAUUUUAGCAGGGGUUUUGUUUCA